ACUUUCCUCUUCGCGUGCGCCGGUUCCCGAGGACGGGUGUUUCGGUUGCACGAGUCCCUGCCAUGGCAGCAGCGGAGGGGAAGGACCCGCUAGGUUUCUUUGCGGCGUACGGCAGCGACAACAGCUCGAGUGCCGGCUCGGAUGCUGAGGACGAGGAAGGCUCGGGUCGAGAGGCCAAGGCGUCUUCACAGCAGCCCCAGAACGGCAUCCCCGAGGCGAAAUCGCGCUUGCCUGGGCCCGAGGAGCUCUUCCGCAGCGUCAAUCGACCAGCUUUCCUCUAUAACCCGCUGCAUAAGGAGAUCGAUUGGGAGAGUCGGGUCGUGCGAGCUCCCGAAGAGCCUCCUAAGGAAUUCAAGGCAUGGACCACAAAUGCUGUGCCUCCCCCUGAGACUUACAUUGUCAAGGAAAAAAAGCCUCCGCCUCCUCCUGAGCGUGAUAUGGCAAUCAAAUGGUCAAAUAUCUACGAAGAUAAUGGUGAUGAUGCUCCAAGGCAUGUAAACAAUGUACAUUUCAGUGUACAUACAGAAGAAGAGCAAGAACACGUUGAAUCAGAUGGUGAAAAAGAUGAACCCAGCUCAUUUAAGAAACGCAAACUAAACCCUGAUGAGCAGACAAAGAAGAAAAAGCAAUGAUGAAUUGGACAAAGACUGAUAAAUUUAUCAAUGUCAGAGUUCUGAUUUGAUUGAUGUUUGUUGUAAAUGUCAAGCCUAUUAAUGGAAAUGUUUCUAGUGGAAACCUUUUAAUUACAACACAACUUUUUAAACAUGUUGUGGUAAAUAUUUGUGUUCAUAUAGACUUUGGAAGUUCAUGUUCUUUUCACACUUAAGAAAGAAUCUUGUGACACUGUAAACUUUAACACACGUGGUAUAAAUUUAUUGGCCUUUACAAUGCCACAGGAGUUUAAUUUUUGGAAUAAGUUUUAAUUUUGCAAUAAGCAAAUAUUACAAAAAAUGCUAC
Python bivittatus (Burmese python) is the source of this 957-nucleotide messenger RNA. RefSeq names its product chromosome unknown C1orf52 homolog (gene CUNH1orf52). NCBI's taxonomy places the organism in Eukaryota, Metazoa, Chordata, Lepidosauria, Squamata, Pythonidae. The record is from RefSeq and is a predicted model, not a curated record.